This is a messenger RNA of Oikopleura dioica, 1098 nucleotides long. The record is from the annotation of a GenBank genome assembly. Lineage: Eukaryota; Metazoa; Chordata; Appendicularia; Copelata; Oikopleuridae.
AUGAAAGUUUCAAAACGCCGAUUUUUACUUUUUCUAUAUUUCGUUUCCGCUCAGGAAUGCGGAUCAAGACUGACAGAGCCUGUUGGAUUCAUUCAAUCGCCGAAUUAUCCGACUCCCUAUCCGAAUAAUUUCCAAUGCAGCUGGAUUAUUGGAGCUUCUCCUACAGAUACUGUAACAAUCAGCGCGGAAGGAUUCAACGUCGAGCCUGCUCAAGGAUGUCUCUUUGAUUAUGUAGAGUUGCAGACUUCGACAUUUACAGAACGAUACUGUGGCCGGACAUCCCGAAACUUUGGCGAAAAUAGAAGCGGGCAAUUGACAACAACUGGCUCCGUUCAGAUCGUUUUCCAAAGUGACGCUGGGGAUGCAUACCUCGGCUUUCGACUUCGAUACGAAAUCACCUCUGGCGAAACACUUGGAGUCGGAGACGAUGAUUUUUCAUGCCAAUGCGUUCCUGGCUUUGUGGGCCCGUUUUGCGAAACGAAUGAAGAUAACUGCCGUAUAAAUUUGUGCGAAAAUGGGGGCCAAUGCAUUGAUAGAUUGAACAAUUUUGACUGUAUCUGCCCCGCUGGUUUUUCUGGUCCUCGCUGCCAAACAAUCCGCGACCCGUGUCAGCCCAACCCUUGCCGAAACGGAGGCGCAUGCGAAUCCCGUCAACUCGAGUUCACCUGCUUCUGCCUUGGCUGGGAAGGAUUCCUCUGCGACCAGCCUAUUUCUGAAGAAUCUGAAGACACUUCUAGCAGCAUCAGUUCCAGCUUUUCCAACGAAACAUCUCAGAACACGACGAAUAACAAUUCAUCAUCUGGAUUCAGCAAAUCUGUGAUUGUCUACGGCGCUGCUGGAGGUGGCGGGAUCAUUGUUCUCGGCGCUAUUGCUGCUGCCGCGUAUUUUUGGAAAAAGAAAAAAACGUCUUCCAAAAACUGGGUGCAGCCAGUCAACACACUCCCAAAAACCAUCAUCGAAGACGUCGAAGCCCCUCCAGUUGCUGAUGCAGAAUUGAAGCGCGGCGUAAAUCUGCUCACUUCAAAGACAACAACUCACGCUAAAACGUCCAUGCCUCGCUCAACAAUCGACUUUGGCCAGUUUUCCGAGCAUCUGUAA